CGCUGCUAGGGUUCUCCUUCUUCGACAUGCGCCUCUCACUUCGGUGCCCCUCCUUGCUUUUGCAGGGCCUCCCCCCUCUUUCUUUUUCCUGGUUUGCUUUCUGCCUCUCCAUUCCAUGGAUUAGACUCGUAUUUUGGCAUGGAACUGUAGAGGUCUUGGAGAUACUUUUGCGAUUUCAAAGAAGUGGGGGCGGCCUCGCUAUGCUUUGGCGUGACGACUUUAAUAUAACUAUUUCCACUUUCUCCCAAUCUCACAUAGAUGUGGAAAUUGUUGAUCCGGGUGGGGGUGAAUGGAGACUCACAGGGUUCUAUGAUUGUCCGGAGGCUGCUCGAAGAGAGAAAUUAUGGACCUUGUUAAAAUCACUCAAGGCUGCCUCUUUUCAACCGUGGCUGUGUUUAGCACAAGACAACAGCUUAGGAAGGAUGGAAGCACUAGAACAGGAACUUAAUGAUUGGCAGCGACGGGAAGAGAGUGCUUUUGUUCUUGGGAGAUUAAUCUAUGACAACAUUAUGGUAGCCUUUGAAGCUAUCCAUCAUCUGAAAAAUAAAGAGGUUGGCUGGCGAGGGCAUAUGGCUAUCAAACUUGAUCUUAGCAAGGCUUUCGAUAGAGUAGAAUGGAAUUUCUUAGAGGACACUAUGCGAGCAAUGGGUUUUCCUGAGUGGUGGAUUAACCGUGUCAUGACGUGUGUUCGCACGGUGGAAUACUCCGUCUUGAUCAAUGGGUAUCCAACAAAGAAAUUCACUCCAAGUAGGGGUAUAAGGCAAGGAGAUCCCCUCUCCUCAUUCCUUUUUCUCUUAUGUGCUGAAGGAUUAUCAGCUCUAUUAUCAAGGGCUAUUAGUAGAGGGGAUUUAAAGGGAUUGACUUUGUGCCGAGGAUGCCGUUGUCUAUUGCAUUUGUUUUUUGUUGAUGACAGCUUGUUGUUUGGAGAAGUGUCUGUCCAAGAAGCUGCAAAGCUGUUGGAAAUCUUGAAGGAAUAUGAGGGGGUUUCCAGGCAGCAAAUUAAUCUUGACAAGUCAUCUAUUUUUUUCAGCAGUAAUACUUCCAAUGCUGUGCAACAGGGGGUGAUGCAAACUUUGAAUAUAUCCAAAGUCAUUGCAGAUGAUAACAUCAUUAGCAACUUUUGGUGGGGUGAUAACACUGAUAGAAGACGAAUCCAUUGGUUACGGUGGGAUCUCGUGUGUAAACCUAAGCGCUUUGGAGGACUAGGCUUCAGGGAUUUUAGAGCUUUCAAUUUAGCUAUGUUGGCAAAGCAGAGCUGGCGUUUGAUGCAAGAUAGGACCACCUUAUGCUAUCAAAUUCUCAGAGCUAAAUACUUUCCAAAUGGGGAUUUACUGGGAGCUUCUGUAGGCGCUAACGUUUCUAUGGUUUGGCGAGGGGUUGUUGAUGGCCUUGGUAUUCUUAAAUUGGGCUCAACUUGGCGAAUAGGCACUGGACAGGAUGUCAGACUCUGUAGAGACAACUGGUUGCCUUCUGGAGCCAUCCUUCGGCCACGGUCCGCUCUUAUCCAACAGGACAUGGAUGAUAGGCAUGUUUUGUGGAGGAUCAUAUGGGAGAUACUGCCCUCUCGCAAUAUAUUGCAAUCGCGUGGUCUUAAGAUUGAGCACGAAUGUGGAAUCACUGUAUCUAUAAGCAUUCUUGUUAUUCACCUGCAUGAAGCAUUCGGGCCAUUAAAUGCUAUAUUGCUGAGUAUCGGGCAGCAACAAUAUAGGUUGAAGAUAAUCUACAGGAAAUUUUACCUCAACCAGUUUGGUACAGCAAGCCUCGGGGUAGUACUUAGAGACAGCAACGGUGGUGUGCUCGGUGCUGGUAAAAAGACCAUCAGCUUCCAAGGCACUGUCAAUCACGCAGAAGUCUUAGCAAUCAAUUUUGGGAUAAGCAUCCCACCUCAGUCUGGUACAGCAAGCCUCGGGGUAGUACUUAGAGACAGCAACGGUGGUGUGCUCGGUGCUGGACCUAGUAAUGUGCCCAUUAACUUCUGCAAGGGGCGUUGCUGUGGAUUAAUAAAGUUUAAUAGGAAAUCAACAAAAGUUGUGGAUGAUGUACAAAUACUCCGGCUUAAUAUUCAAGAUCUGUCAUGGGAGAAGAAGAAGAUGGCGAGUCUUAACUGGAGAACAUGUUUCUGGUGGACUAAUCGUUACAUAUGGGAAUUUGACAUGGAAAACGGCAGCAUAGAUCACCUACUUGGAAGGAUGCUCCAACAGAGCCUUGUUUAGAUAAAGCCAAUGUGUGAAGAUUGAUUAUCAAUCUCAAAGAAUAAACAAGGCGCAAAACGCGUGGCCUGCACGUAUGCAUGAACACUUCUGUCAAAAAAAUUAAAUUACUCAUUUCUGAAAUUACUUAUGAGCUUCCUCUUCUUUGGCAAUAAAUUUGAAAGGAACUU
Molecule: messenger RNA, 2380 nt
Organism: Rubroshorea leprosula
Lineage: Eukaryota; Viridiplantae; Streptophyta; Magnoliopsida; Malvales; Dipterocarpaceae
Source: the annotation of a GenBank genome assembly